AUGAUCAGGAAACCACCCCUCUUCCGCCUUCGACCUGCGGCUCUCCAUGUGAGAGGAUAUGCCGUCCAAACCCCAGGGGCACCGACUCUCCAGGUCUUCGAUCGACACACGAAAUGGCAGCAAAAGGAGCGAGCAGCACAGGACGUGGAAACGAGUCGGAAGGUCGACUACCUGAGAGAUGAGGUUGCAUUUCGUCUAUGUGAGCGAUUGCUGGAUAUCAACCGUAACUACGAUAAAGUCCUCGAUCUUGGAGCCAACGCCUGCCACAUCGCCAAGGCCCUCACCCGUCCAAACCCCGAUGCCGAUUCACUCCGCCCCGUCUCCGAGCCGAUCGCAGCGCGAAUCAAACAUCUCGUCGCAGCCGAAUCAUCAGCGUCGAUGCUCUACCGGGACGACUCCCUCCCGUUCAACUCCGAAAUCUCUAUCACCCGCGACGUGCUCCAGGACGAAGAAUCCCUCCCGUAUCCCGCGAACACCUUCGACGCCGUGCUCAGCGCAUCUAGCCUCCACUGGAUCAACGACCUCCCCAGCGUCCUCACGCAAAUCAACCACGUCCUGAAACCGGACGCCCCGUUCCUCGGCGUCAUGUUCGGCGGCGACACGCUCUUCGAGCUGCGCACGUCGCUCCAGCUCGCCUCGCUGGACCGCCUGGGCGGCAUCAGCACGCACACCUCCCCACUCGCGGACGUCCGCGACAUCGGCGGGCUGCUGCAGCGCGCCGGGUUCCGGCUCCUAACCGUGGACGUGGAUGAUCUAGUCGUUGACUUUCCGGACGUGUACGCGCUCAUGGAAGAGCUGCAGGCGAUGGGCGAGCAGAACGCGGUGCGGAUGCGGAGUGGGGGGCCACUGAGCCGGGACGUGCUGUUGGCGGCAGACGGGAUUUAUAAGGAGAUGCAUGGGAAUGAAGACGGGAGUAUCCCGGCGACGUUUCGGUUGAUUUAUAUGAUUGGGUGGAAGGAGGGGGAGGGGCAGCAGCGGCCGUUGGAGAGAGGGAGUGGGAUGGUGAGUAUUAAGGAUGUGUUGGAGGGGAAGACAGCGGCGCCGAAGGGUGGGGAGCGGAAGUAG
This is a messenger RNA of Eremomyces bilateralis CBS 781.70, 1065 nucleotides long. RefSeq names its product S-adenosyl-L-methionine-dependent methyltransferase. NCBI's taxonomy places the organism in Eukaryota, Fungi, Ascomycota, Dothideomycetes, Eremomycetales, Eremomycetaceae. The record is from RefSeq and is a predicted model, not a curated record. Gene Ontology annotation, biological process: mitochondrial respiratory chain complex I assembly. Gene Ontology annotation, cellular component: mitochondrion. Bases 1 to 1065 code for a protein of 354 amino acids. The transcript has 2 exons.